Messenger RNA from Trichoplax adhaerens, 3375 nucleotides. RefSeq lists its product as uncharacterized. The transcript has 32 exons. The record is from RefSeq and is a predicted model, not a curated record. The coding region runs from base 1 to 3375 and encodes 1124 amino acids. Lineage: Eukaryota; Metazoa; Placozoa; Uniplacotomia; Trichoplacea; Trichoplacidae.
AUGGCAAUGGCGGAGGUAUCUUUAUCAAUAUUAAGGUUCAUAAUAUUGGACUUGAUAACAGAGGAAGAAGAGAGUGAUACCAACCAGCAAUCCAGCAGCGACUCUUCUUUACAAAGUAUUAUCAGCAGACAUAACCUAAAAGCAAGAUAUUGGUCUUACUUAUUUGAUAAUCUAAAUCGGGCUGUUGAUGAAAUUUAUUGCGUUUGCGAGAAUGAUGAAAAUAUUAAUGGUUGUCAGGAAGUCAUUAUGACAUUAGAUAUAUGCAAGAAAGAUUUUAAUGCAUUAGUUGAAAGAAUUCACUUACAAACAGAAUUUGAAGUUGCAGAUUCAAAACCAACAUCUUUAGCCUGGGAAGUCAGAAAAUCCUCUCCCGGUAAAUCUUUUUCUAUGGAUGGUAGUAGAAGAAGCUCAGAACGUACUAGCAGUAGUAGCAGUAACAGACUAUCAAUGGGUUCUGCCCGGAAAAUUAAUUUUGACAUAAAAGAAAGCGAUGGACAACAGAACGCUGCUGUAGAAAUGCCAUUAGCCAAAGAUGAUAGCAAUCCACGCCUUGAAGUUGUACACGAAAGGACCACCUGGGCUGAUAGAGUGAAAAAUAAAGGCAGUGUUAUCAAAGAGGUAGUAACUACGGAGUCGCAAACAAAAAAAGACAAUGAUUCUAUCGAUAACGAUGGUGAAUGGACCCUCGUACACCACGGGAAAUCUAAGCGUACCCGGAGUAACCAACAAUCAGAUUCUGUUAGAAAUGAAACAGACUUGCAAAAACUUCAGGAUGAUUACGGCGAUGAAGACAUUAUCCCAUUUUUAGAAGCCAAUGACGAAUUCAGAAAUCUCAGUUUGACAGAUAGAAUGGAACUUCUAGAUGUUGAUUCCAAUGUUAGACCUCCAGGUAGGGUCAUUGAAAUUCAUCAAAAACUGUCGUCCCCAAGGAAAAGACCUCUUGAUGAAACUAAGCGAAUUCAAGACGAACGCCAAAUGAAAGCUGCGGAGCGAAGAAAUUAUAAUCAAAAAGAAAGAUUAAAAAAAGUAAAAUCAACCUUAGAAAAGGGGAAAAAAAUUCGACAGCAGCAAGAAGAGAUGCAGCGACAAAAGAAAGAAUACUUUGAAAAGAAGCAUACAACAGCUGAACAAAAGAGACUUGAUCAACUACGAGAAAUAGUACGAAAGGCUCAGGAAGAAGAUGCCAAAAUUAGUGAGAUUGCGUUUAUUAAUUCAUUGGAAGCCCAAAAUAAGAGGAUUGAAGUAUUUUCGAGACAUCAGACCGAGAGGCAAAGAAAAUUCGAAGAACAAGCUGCAAAGGAAGAAGCUGCGCUGGAGCGACGACGUGCCUUGGAAGCCGAAAGGCAAUUUAAAUUAGAAGAGUUGCGACUAAAAAAAUUAGAAAAGGAGGCCAAAGUAGAACUUCAACGGCAGGAACGUGAUAAGGCUAGAAGUGAUGCCCUGAAGGAGAAAGCACGCGACCGAGAACAAAAAAAAUCAGCGCUCCAUGCUGCUCUAGCAACUUCAGCUAAAGAACUUCAAAAAAGGAUUGAGCAAAAGCAUACUGAGAGUAACAAACGGCACGAAAUGUUAAUUGAACAAAAGAAAGAAAAGGCAGCUACUUCUUAUCGUCCAAUGUCCUCGGAUUAUGUUCCUAACGUUGCUCCCUAUGAAUGUAAAAAAUUUUGUUCACUUUGCAAAGUUCAGAUUAUGUCUGAAGUAUAUCUUCUUAGCCAUUUACGAGGAAAAAUUCACAGAGAAGCUUUGUAUGGAGACAAUAACAAAGAAUUUUGCCUGGAUGACAUUUUUACGGAAUCAAUGAACUACAUCGUCGACGUUCAAAGCGAUAUGGAUGAGCAAAGCGCAAAUGAAAGUAAACUACGACAACAAUCUUGGAAAAAGAAAGCCAAGAAAAUUAAGCAAAGAUUAAAUUCAAAGACAACCAAAAUUAUAAAAGAUUUAGAAAAAGCUAUCAAGUCCGUGAGCGACUGCACCGAACUUAAUCAAUCGCAAUGUAAUCUUAUAGAAAAGUGCUUAAGAGAACUUAAGUCGAUACUAAAGUCAAAGAUAUCUAAGACUGAAGUUGUUGCCUUCAAAAACAAUAAUGGCAUUACUUUAAUAUGUAAACUGUUAGCUAUGUUUGGAAAUCAAGCCUCUAAUCCGGUCUUUAGGAAGUAUGUAAAUGGCUUUACGGAAGUAGUUAUUCUCAUUUGUUGGGACAAUUUAGACGCGUGUAUGGAGUUCAUUUUAAGUGGCGAAGUGAUCUCAUUAAUUGAUAUUUUAAUGAAAAGAUUUCAGGUAAUAAACUUAGAAGGAAAGGGAAGUUCCGAAGGGAAGCAAAAGCAAAAAUUAUCCCCUUAUUGUCCUAUAGCGCAUAAUUUUUUAAGUCUGUUAUCAGCGAUAUUUACAAGUUUGAUAAGGAAUGACUGCAAGAGUGUGACCAUAUCGGAAAAUGUAUCGCUUUAUCAACGAGCAUUGGACUGUAUUAGCUACAUUGUUUGCGUUGGAAUUAUCGAUGCUCUAAAAUCUUUCUUUGGCUUGGUAUAUAACUCUAUACUUGUUGAUAAUGGAGUAUUAGAAUUGUCACACGAAUGCAUUAAAUUUCUGCUCGAGUUGUCAAGUUACCUUAUUGAAAGGCCAAGAACAAUAUUCAAGAAUAAAAAAUUUCAAGAUAACUGUAAUCUGUUAACCGCUUUCAAAGAAACACAAUUUGUUGGAACAGUAUCACUGCUAUACGCUAUUUUGUUAGCAAAUGGUCCUCCACGACGAGCAUCUGAUCCUCCAAAGUUAUGUUCUCGUAUUCAUAAUCUAAUAAAGACUUCAAUUGAAUUGCUGAAUUGUGUUGCAGUAUUAGAUCUAGAUUUGUUUCAGUCUAUUCUAGGCCAAGAAGGAAUAUCCUUAGAAUAUCGUCAUGUUAUGGUCUAUUUACUAUGGCAUUUCAGUUUUCACAAGGAUGAUGCAUUAUUGCAAGAUAUUAUUAUGAACAUUGGAUACUACUCAAUUCUUAACAACGACAAUCAAACAUUUAUUCAAGCUAGUCGUAGCCCAACCAUUCUUCAAUUACUUUGUGCUUUACCUUUUGACUACUUUAGUAAUCCAAGGUUAAAAGAUGUUUUGUUUCCAACGUUAAUGGCCUUAUGCUUUAGAAAUUAUGAUAAUAAAGCUAUUUUGGAUCAAGAAAGUAGCAGCUCUUUCUUAGCAGAAUAUAUUACCGGUUACCAAUGUAAGAAUAAGGGGUCAGAAAAGAAGACGGAGGAAAAGAAAGUGACCACUAGUAACCGCCCUAAUUUUAGGCCUGUCAAUGAUGUAGAGUAUGUUAAUAACAAUACCUCUACCGAUUAUGGUUGGCACAACUAUGUACAUAUGUGGUAUUUCAAAUCGUAUAGCUGGCAAUAA